Zychaea mexicana is the source of this 984-nucleotide messenger RNA. RefSeq lists its product as uncharacterized. The coding region runs from base 17 to 787 and encodes 256 amino acids. The record is from RefSeq and is a predicted model, not a curated record. The transcript has a single exon. Lineage: Eukaryota; Fungi; Mucoromycota; Mucoromycetes; Mucorales; Lichtheimiaceae.
CGUAUAUUGCGUAAUUAUGAAUCCAUUUACAUCCGGUGCCCUGUUUGCACUUUUCCUUCUGUUACUACUUUACGUCUGCCUACGACCAUUGGAACAUUUUGACAGCAACCUUAGGCUUCCCGUAGCAAUCUUCUGUCUGUUACAAACGAUAUCAUUGGUCGCAAGAGACAACGACAUGGUUCUCUGGGGUGCUACCUUCCUUCAGCUGAUAGUUACGGGCAUUAUUGCCAGAGGCUUCUUUGCACAUCGGCAACGACACCGAGGGAAUGAUGAUUUAGUCGCAGCAACAAAGAAUGAGACACCAUCGACAUUAUGGAUCAAGGCCCAUAUGCACUAUCUCAAACGACCUCAAUUCCUUUUGAUCAUUGGUUUCCAUAUUCUCGAUGCCGUUUUACUCUGGAACCCUCGAUCACCGUACACCAAAAAUGAUUACGAAAUAUUCGGCACCAUUUACAAUUUAAUCCACUUGAUCAUGUUCAUAACGCUUGCUUGGCGAAAGCGGAAACCGGGAACGCCAUCACGUGCCUUUUACGUCUACAACUUCAUCGUCGGUUUACAACCUACACGAGCCAUUGUACGAACAGUCACUGCGUGUCCCUUUAGACCCGAUACCAUAUAUUGGCGGAUCCUCCUAUAUUUUCUUUCCUCGGCGCUUGCAACCGUCGAUACAUUGCCGGCUUUGAACUUGUGUUUCCAGGGCGUCUCCUCCGAAGCCGAGCUAUCAUCAUCGCUACUUAGAGUAAUAGCGGAGGAGCAACAAGACAUUGGGGGCCAUGAUAAAAUAUAGUGAUAACAACAGUGGGAACGUGGAGAAAGGCAUCUUCGACAUUUCAGUGACGAACUUGCCGAGAAAUUUGGAAAUACGAAGCCUACAGGAUGGCCUGCACUAUGAAUUCCGCCCAAACUUACAUGUUGCUACAUUUCAUUAUAUUGAAUCACUAUUUUGCCUAUAUCAUAAACUAGCAAAUACUCACUGGGAAUUGG